UGCUGCUUUUCUUUGGCAUUUUCUAUUUGCUAUGUUUCACUCAUGUCCUCUGCUGAGCUGAGAUACCCUCCUCUCUCUCUCUCUCUCUACACUCUGAACCUCCGACGAGCUCCGGUACUUGGUUGCAGAGCCAAUGGCGCAGAAUCCGACGCGAAACGGUGCGUUUCUAGCCAUUUAGGUCCUCUCUGGUCCUUCCAAAAGCGACAUUAGCUGCUCGCAGUAGCUGGCGGUUCUGUGCAGCAGUGAGCAGCGAAGAUUCGGUGAUUCCUCGGAUUCCUGCCUAUUAUAGUUUUGUGGGAGUUGCUGCAUUCUGAUGAAUCCGUUCAGUAUUCGGUGGUUCGAGUUCGUCGUGCGAAAUUGGUCGCAGUUUGUUGAUGUCCUCUGGAUCUGAUUGCUGCCGACACCACAAAUUUCUGCACUUUUCUUACUCUCAACGUGCAUAUAUGUUGUUAGCUUGUGGAAGUUGCAUUUAAGUUCCUUCUGAUUGAGCAGAAUUAGUUGGACCGUAGUACAGUAGUUAUUGGGAGAAUCCCGGGGUAGAUGAAGAGAUGGUUCUUGGUAUGAAGGCAAAAGCUCGAAAAGGGCCCACUGAAAAACUCAAUUACCUGGUUCACAUCGAGGAGAUCAAGCCUUGGCCUCCAUCGCAUUCUCUCAGAUCCCUUCGCUCCGUGCAGAUUCAGUGGGAAAAUGGUGAAAGAAGUUCCAGAUCAACUAGUUCGGUCGUUCCGUCUCUCGGUUCCGGCGUUAAUGAUGGCAAAAUCGAAUUCAACGAGUCUUUUAGGCUUCCUGUGACUCUACUCCGGAAUAUGUCUGUCAAAGCUGGGGAUGCUGAUACAUUCCAAAAGAAUUGCUUGGAGUUCAGCUUGUAUGAGCCUCGCAGAGAUAAGACUCUGAAAGGCCAGCUGUUAGGAACUGCUGUAAUAGACUUGGCGGAUUAUGGUAUAAUCAAAGGGAGCUUAAGCAUAAAUGUUCCAGUGAAUUGCCAGAGGAACUAUAAGAAUACAGCUCAACCACUUCUUUAUGUCAGGAUUCAGCCUGUUGAUAAAGGCCGAACCAAUAUCUCCUCAAAAGAUGGCUUCUCAAAUCAGGCGUCAGUAGAAAAGAAUGGUGCCGAAUCUGUUUCAGACUUAAUGAAAGAAGAAUAUGCGGAAGAAGCAGAGAUUAACAAUUUCAGUGAUGACGAUGUUUCAUCUCACUCAUCAGCAGCGGUUUCCUCUGCUGAAUCUAAUGGUAGUUUACCUCCUACGAGUGAACAGAAUAAUGGUGGUGGAGGUGAGGAGAAGCAGAUUUUAACUUCAGACAAAGGGCAUAUGACAUCCAAUGCUUUAUCAAGCACACCUCGAGAAAACACUGCAGGUAGCUCUUCUAGUUCAUCAUCGAUGGACCUCUCUUAUGAUCUGGGAAGUCCGGAAAAUGGUCAUGCUUUCUAUUCUAGCUCUCCAAAAUCUAGCUCUGUAUCUAUUCAAAGUGCAGUUGUCCAGAGUGCUCAUUCUUCUUCAUCAUCUUCGGCUGAUGACCAAAUAGAAGAAGAGUCCAAUAAUGAGAGAAUGGUCCAGGCACAUGAAGGGGUUGCCAAUGGAAAAAUGGAAGUUGAAAAUGGUGCUGCACGUAAUGUUAAUGAUUCAUCAAUCAGUUCUUCAGCCCCUGUAGAUUCUUAUUAUCAGAAUCAGAUUAAAGCAAAUGGGUAUAAUGCUCUGCACAAUGAAGAGAAGGAUGCAAGGGCUUCGGUCAUUGAAGAAACUUAUCCCAAUCAGAAUGAAGAUAGGGUUUCUGUCGAUACUGGUGAAGAACUGGAUUCACCAGCAAUUGGUGUAUCUUCCUUUAGCAGGGCAAAUCAUGGGUCAAGGGGAGUUACUCCUUCAAGUGACAGAGUAAAGCAUGUGAUGUCUGUUCGAUCAACCUCGGAUUCUGUUAGGAGUAGCGGAAUGAACAGGUCAGUGGAGGAAGUGAAGGAAGUUGCCAUCACGCGAGAUGUACAAAAUGGAACAAGAAGCUUCAGAACUAAUGAAAGAAAAGAUGUUAAGUUUUGUGCCAAGGAUACUCGGAGCACUCUUUUGGAAGCUAAAGUCCAGCGUCUGGAGCACAGAAUCCAAAUAUUGGAGAGUGAGUUGAGAGAAGUUGCUGCUAUUGAGGUCUCUCUUUAUUCAGUGGUCGCAGAGCAUGGGAGUUCCAUGGCUAAGGUCCAUGCUCCAGCUCGGAGACUUUCCCGCAUGUAUCUUCAUGCUUGUGAAGACCGCUCUUUGACAAGGAGCGCUAGUGCAGCUAGAAGUGUCAUUUCUGGUCUGGUGUUGAUCUCGAAGGCAUGUGGGAAUGAUGUCCCAAGGUUGACCUAUUGGUUAUCAAAUUCAGUUGUAUUAAGAGGUGUUAUAAGCCAGGCUGUGGCAAAUAGAGAGCUACCAAUAUCUCCAGCAGCCCGGAUUGAAAGAGUCAACACUGUCAAAGGACCAUCACCAUUAAAAUGGGAGUCUUCUCCCGGUAAGAAGGGAAGUGAGUGUAUGCGUUCUUUGGACUGGGAGGACCCACAGACAUUCAUUUAUGCGUUAGAGAAGGUUGAAGCUUGGAUCUUCUCCCGCACUAUUGAGUCCAUAUGGUGGCAGACCUUGACUCCCCAUAUGCAAUCUGCUGGAGGGAAAGCAAUCAGGAAAGCAACAGAUACAGAUGAUCAAAAUCGAGGAAACAUCUCAGUGGAUCUGUGGAAGAAAGCCUUUAAGGAUGCCUUUGAAAGGCUUUGUCCUGUUCGAGCUGCUGGGCAUGAGUGUGGAUGCUUACCUAUGCUGCCUAGAUUGAUAAUGGAGCAAUGUGUGGCAAGAUUAGAUGUCGCCAUGUUCAAUGCCCUCCUGCGUGAAUCUGCGGAUGAGAUCCCAACAGAUCCAGUAUCUGACCCCAUUGGCGAUUCCGAAGUUCUCCCUAUUCCAGCUGGAAGAUCAAGCUUUGGAGCUGGUGCGCUGCUGAAAAAUGCGAUUGGGAACUGGUCGAGAUGGCUUACUGAUCUAUUUGGGAUGGAUGAUGAUUUAACUGAAGAUGAAGAACCAGCUGAUGAGGAUGAUGAUGAUGACGACGACGAUGAUGAUGAAAGACAAGAUAGUUCCUUCAAGUCAUUUUAUCUCCUAAAUGCGUUGAGUGACCUUAUGAUGCUGCCAAAAGACAUGCUUCUGAGUAAAUCCAUCAGAAAAGAGGUAUGCCCUACUUUUGGUGCUUCACUGAUUAAGAGGGUAUUGAGCAACUUCGUCCCAGAUGAGUUCUGCCCCGACCCAAUCCCAAAAGUUGUGUUUGAAGCCUUGGACUAUGAGGAUCCAAUUGAAGCCGAGACUGGUUCUGUGACAACUUAUCCAUAUAUUGCGGCCCCCCCAUUAUAUGUACCGCCUUCGCCAGCUUCCGUUGUAGGAAUUAUUGGGGAAAACAAUGGUCCCGCUCCUUUCAGAAGAAGUGGGUCAGCUGUGCUUAGAAAAUCAUACACGAGUGAUGAUGAGCUCGACGAGCUGAAUUCCCCAAUGGCUUCUCUUCUACUCGAUGGGACACAGUCUUCUCCUGUGGCACGCAGAGAUCACCAGAAUGCCCUGAGGUACGAACUGCUUCGGGACGUGUGGUUGAACAGUGAGUAGCAAGCAAGCUGGUGACAUUGCAAUGGGUGCGGCUUGUAAAUGUACAACAAACAUCAUCUACCAAUUUUGGUCCCAUCCCAUGGUCUCUUCUGUCAGUUGGGGAUCCCAUGCUACUCUUGGAUUGUCUCCCUCCUGUAUAUAGAUCGUCUCUGGAGUUACGGCAUGAUCCGUGAAGUCAGUCCUCGUCAGGAUUUGUACGACAUUGUAGCAUACGCUUUGUAAAACUGCAUCUAUCUCAAUAAUGCUCGUGUAUAUUAGACAACGGCGUAAAUCCCGGGCAAGUGGAAACCGUCCCCUUCGUAUACAUUGAGAAGGUAGGACAAAUUUACGUGGACGACUCUAUCUUGGGUCUACACGGACUUGAAUCCAUUUGCAAUCCAAAAGUUUAAGCUAA
Molecule: messenger RNA, 3996 nt
Organism: Punica granatum (pomegranate)
Lineage: Eukaryota; Viridiplantae; Streptophyta; Magnoliopsida; Myrtales; Lythraceae
Source: RefSeq, a predicted model, not a curated record